CGGGGCCAUGAUGAAGAGGCGCCCAUUGGCUCCUUGCUUCCCUCCCGAGGAUGAAGUGAAGUCUCGGCGCUUAAAUAUCGCGAGAGGACAUGUCCGCGGCAGCAGGAGCGCCUAGUGAAGAAGAGGAUUCAUAGUGAAUGUGUGAAGCAGACUGGAACAGACAGUGUUAAGUGGUUAGCACUGAGCCUCUGGAGCACAAUGGAACACUUAGGGACGGUGGAGCCUGAAGAUGAAUCAGGGUUAUUAUCACGCCUUGCACCUAGCCCUCCCAGUGAAGCUGUUGCUUAUGAACUUCAGGAACUUUCCUUGCAGCCCAGCCAGUGGUUGCCCUCACUCGAUGAAAGGAAGAAUGUACUACAACUGAGGCUACAGCAAAGGCGGACAAGAGAACAGCUGGUAGACCAAGGAAUCAUGCCACCUUUGAAGAGCCCUGCUGCAUUCCAUGAGCAGAUAAAGAGCUUAGAGAGAGCUAGGACUGAAAACUUUCUGAAGCACAAGAUACGGAGUAGACCUGAUCGAUCAGAGUUGGUCAGAAUGCACAUUCUUGAAGAAACAUUUGCAGAACCCUCUCUACAGGCAACUCAGAUGAAACUGAAGAGAGCACGCUUGGCAGAUGAUCUCAAUGAGAAGAUUGCUCAGAGGCCUGGCCCUAUGGAACUUGUGGAAAAAAACAUCCUGCCUGUGGACUCCAGUGUUAAAGAAGCAAUUAUAGCGGUUGGCCAGGAAAACUAUCCUCAAGCUUUGGAUGAUUUCUCAUUUGAUGAGGACAGCAGUGAUGCUUUAUCUCCAGACCAGCCCGCUAGUCAAGAAUCCCAGGGCUCAGCAGCAUCUCCUGGUGAGCCCAAAGCAAGAGAAGCAACAUCUCCAGUCACCCCAGUCUCCUCUGCCAACCAGUAUCCAAUAUUAACAUCAUCAGUGCCUGAAUUUCUGAAGCCCUUCACAGAUCAGCACACUCCAUGCUCUACAACUGCUGUUCCUCUUACCACAAAUACUACAUCUGCACCAAAACACUGCAGCGGUCCAACACUAAUAAAGCAACCCCAUCCCAAGAAUCCAAAUGACAAGCCUCGGAACAAGAAGUGCAAAGAACCAAAGCCCAGAGUGAAGAAGCUAAAGUAUCAUCAGUACAUCCCACCUGAUCAGAAAGGUGAGAAGAAUGAGCCACAGAUGGACUCCAACUAUGCUCGCUUGUUACAACAACAACAGCUUUUUUUGCAACUGCAGAUUCUGAGCCAACAGCAGCAACACUACAACUACCAGACGAUACUUCCCGCACCUCUCAAGCCUGUGAGUGACAAACAGUGUAACACUGGGAAUACACAACUAAAUACUUUGAACAAUAACACGUCUUUAGUGGGAAGCGGCAAACCAAGACAAAACACUAAUGUUUCCAACAGAAAACCAGGACCUCUCCCUCCUAGCUUGGAUGACUUAAAGGUAGCUGAGCUGAAAAUAGAACUAAAGCUAAGAGGAUUGCCAGUGUCUGGAACAAAAAUGGAUCUUAUUGAACGGUUGAAACCUUAUCAAGACCCGAACAACAAUUCUGUCAGCACAAAUAACACAGUGGUGACUUUAUCCACUAGUGAUAUUAGUAAUCCGGGGGAAGUAGCUACAGUAUUCCCUGUUACUGCAUUAAAUAAGUCAGAAGUUAGUUCCAUUCCCACACUUCCUUCAGAAACAGUAUCUGUUGCAACUGAAGGUAAAUCAACACCCAUGGAGUGCAUCAGCUCCCCUUUGACCAUUUCCCCGUCUCCUUCAGAGCAGUCUUGUCUUGGCACCGAUGACACCAACAUGGCAGACUCUUUGACCGAAAUUUUGACCAUAAUGUCCUCAUCCCAGUUGCCAAGUAACUCACCUGUUGAGCUGACCACAAAUGAAGACAGUCAUAGUGGUGGAAGCAUGGCAGCUAUGGAGCCAGAUGCAGCUGAACAGGACCGUAAACUUCAAGAAAAGGAAAAACAAAUUGAAGAACUCAAAAGAAAACUGGAACAAGAGCAAAAACUUGUGGAAGUACUAAAACUGCAGCUUGAAGUGGAAAAGCGGGGUCAUCAAGAGCAACCCCAAGCUGACACAACUGUGAUUUUGAACCAGAAAUUUAUCAGCCCUGCUGUCAAAGAAGAAGGCACUUUAGUACAUUGCUCUGAUGCAAGACAAUCCACAUCUGAAAUCAACCAGUCUAUAGGACAGAUAGUACCAAUGGAUGAGCAGAACCUAGUUGCCAAAAAACCUAUCGUUAUCAAGCAGGAAGUACCCUUGGCGAAAGCUGAACCACAAAACGUUGUAUCUCAGUUCUGUGUAAGUUCUCAGAGAAAGCCACAAACUGCUGUUGUUGCCCAGCCUCAGGCUUUACUUACUGCACAAGGAACAGCACAGCUGCUACUCCCUCUCUCAUUCCAGGGUCCAAAUUCGACCACUUCAGUGCAGCUACCUGUGGGCAAUAUUCCAGUACAGGUAAUUCCUACCUCAUCAAAUGCAGUUUUCCCCUGUCAGAAUCAGUCUGUUACAACACUACAACAAUCUUUGUUUAAUCAGAAGUCAAAUAUCACAGCUCACUCAGGGAACCAGGCGUCCUUGAUAGAAAAUGGACCCAGUGCUCGUCAGAAGCCAGCCUCCCCAUCUCAGCCCCAGCGUUACAUUUUACCACAGUCUUUGUUCAGUAGUUCAGUAACCAUGUCAGAAGACCCUCCACGCUAUGAAGAAGCCAUCAAACAGACGCGUGGCUUGCAGGUUUCUCAGCAUGAGAUUUCGAGUGCACAUAGCCAGCAAAUGGAUGACCUCUUUGACAUCCUCAUUAAGAGUGGAGAAAUUUCCAUGCCUACCAAGGAAGAAUCUUCUCUGAUUUCCAAAAUGACCCCAGUUACUGCCAACAUCAGCACUAUGCCAGUGAACACAGUGGUCUCUCGUCCACCGCCACAAGUCCAAAUGGCUCCUCCUCUCUCCUUGGAACCAGCAAGCAAUUUCUCUCUGUGUCUGGAAAACCAACUAGAAGCUCUCUUGGAAGGAACUCUACCAUCAGGGAAUGGAAUGUCUCAACUGUCAAGCAAUAGCGAGGAUAGAGAGUCUUUCUCCCUGAUUGAAGACCUUCAAAGCGACCUUCUCAAUCACUCUGGCAUACUUGAUCACUCCCAAUCACCUAUGGAAACAUCUGAUUUACAGUUCACUGCUUCUAAUUCCUGCUUAUCUCUUGACCUUCCAGACACAAAUUUAGAUAACAUGGAGUGGUUAGACAUUACUAUGCCAAACACUUCCUCGGGAUUAACUCCUCUCAACUCAACUUCUCCAAGUAUGUUUUCAACUGAUUUUCUUGAUCCACAGGAUCUACAGUUGCACUGGGAUUAACUGAAAAGGCAAGGCCUAUUUGAUUGUGGGUUUUACAGAUCUAUUUUACAGUCCAGGUCCAUUGUUUUCAGGUCCAUCUUUUAAAACGAUCUUAUAAGACGGUUUAUUAAAAAAACCUAAAAAGCAUAAGUAGCGGAAUGAAAACUGAUGUUCCACUAAGAUAAAAGAUGGCUUUGCAAUCUUGUAAAAAUAUGCUACUGGCACACACUUAAAGCAAGCUGGGAAGCAAGGGGGAAAUUAGAUAAUUCUUUAUUUAAGCAGAGAAAAUCUAUUUGGACAAAGACAUACUAUUACUGCACUAGAUUAUUCCUACAGAAAGCUGUAGUUGGUUAAACUGAAGAAAACAGAAAGGAUUUUAUAAAAUGAGUGACAUGUGACUGGUUUUUUAAAAAUUCAUUUUUAAUUCCUGACUUAAAAAGAGGUCUCUUUCUCCCUCUACAUUUUUUGUUUAAAAUAGUUUUAUGGCUACAACAGUUACUCAGUUUAAUCUGAUAGAUUCCUUAAUAAAAGAAGUGAUAUAAUAAUAAAAAGGUGUCUUUCGUUAGUUUGGCAUCAGAUUUUUUAAAAGUAAUUGUUACUAUAAUUACUUGGGGGGAAAACGCAGAUAUAGAUGACACCAUCUUGAGAAUGCCUCUUCUAAAAUAAUGUCUGCUGCAACAUGUGUUUGCAUGAUCUAGAGAAAACAAAGAAAGUGUCCUUUUUAAAAGCAGUUACUGAUUUUAUAGGGAAAUUUUGGGGGAUGUAAUAAAUCAAUAUAUUAAAUAAAUAGAUAAAUGCAUGAUUAAUGAGAGAAGGCUUUUUUUUUAAUGGUCCCAACCUUCUUUAAUUUGUAUUCAGGGGAUGUAUAAAAAAUAUCUAGUUGGUCAUUUCUUUUGGAGAUGUUAUUAAAGUGCUGGACUGUUAUUUGCACAUUUUCGACCAAUUUUACUCUUUAUGCUUUUUAACAUUUUGGUUCCAAAGGCAUCUUCCAUUUAGAGGCUGCUAUUUUACAUUCUGUGCUGGUGUUCUAUGAGAAAAGUGAAAUUAAACCUGAAAAAUGUAGCGCUGCUUUUGUGGAGCAGUGCUCAUUGUCAUUGCCCCUUAACCAAGUUUUUAUCCUAUAGCCUCUGAAUUAAUGUUGCAGCACUUUUAAAAAGGGGGGGGGGGGGGAAUCAGCCUUCCUAGAUCACAAUCUACAGGGCGUUGUCAUCUCCAAGACAGGUAAUUUCUAAACUCUAUGAAUCGCUUUAAAAAUAUUUUGAGUGGAUAAAUAAAAAUGUAAAUAACAAUCAUAUCCAUUUCCCUGGUCCCUGAACAAGACAGAUUGGCUCUACUAAACAGGUGCUAAAGAUAGGGAUCAUCACUGUCUAUGAUAUUUGUGCAUUUUAGAAGUUCAUGAAACCGUUUCCCAAUAAUAAGUGGCAGGAAUAUAGGACUAUCUGUCCAUUUAGCAUGGUAUUGACUACUAUGACUGGCAAUGGCUUUCGGGGAUGUCAGGAUGAGAUAUUGACUCCUUUCAGCUACAGGUUCCAGAGACUGAACCUGGGACUUGUAAAAUUAGUGUUUAUCCACUGAGCAACAGCUGAUUUUAACACCAGGAAACAGGAUGCAUCAGUACAUCUAGUUGUCUAAUAACUGUUGACUAUGCAACAGUGUCACAGAAAUCCUAUUUUCUAUUUCAUGAUAAUCAUGAUAAAAAAUUAUAGUUCUAUCAGAAUAUUCUUCCCAUUUUUAACCUUAAGGAAAUAUCAAAAAUACAAUCAUGUUACGCAAAUUUAAAUUCCAAAGAAAAUUCCAAAGGAAAGAAAAGUUCACCUUUCUUAUAUGGUAGUUUUUUCUCAGAGUAGGGUUCAGAGUAGGGGUUGAAGAACAAUAGAAAAAUCACCGGGAUUUGUACUAUUGUUCAUGAUCCACACUGUUUGCUUCAACGGUUGUGAUUUUGAUAACAGAAGCAAUCAGUAUCUGCAUUGUUUGGUAUUUAUUUAGUCUGAGUGUAGUAUUUUGAGCCACUUUCACAUUUCCAAUGCAUAUUUUCAAUUUUCUUUUUUUCUUGUGAAGGUACCAUUUGAGGUUAGCUUUGAAAUGAGAGGAGAUGUCAGAGUAGUUUUACAACAAAAAGAAACGAAACCUCUAUUUGCGACCCACAUUUGGGAGAGUGCUCUUAUGUUGCCUUGUCUUGGUAAUUUGAUACAGUGAUUCAUAAAAAACUGCAUUUAAUGUUUAGUUGCUUUAGCUUAUGGCUUAAUACAUGUUUGGUGUUUUUAACUGGAGAACAGAGAAGAGUUCUUGGAGAGAAUGCUUCAACUUUACCAUUCCAUAGCCAUCCUUUGAUGGAGGCUAACAUUUUGAGGUGCUUUAUAUUUCCCAGUGAAUUCUAAGUAUAGUUUUCCCCUGCAAGGACCAGUUUGAAUUCAUGUAUGUCACUUUCUGAUGGCGCCUCUCUGACUAGCAUGUUUCCUGUCAUGUGUCAUAUCCAGUCCAAAGAAGAUAGAAAUGGGAUGAAUUUAACUAUCUGUACUUUGAACUUAUCACAACAGGACAGGAGACAAGGUUUGUUUUUAUCAGGACCCGAAAUCCAAAGAAUAAGAUGUAUGCAU
Messenger RNA from Sceloporus undulatus (fence lizard), 5915 nucleotides. It is a transcript of the gene MRTFB, whose product is annotated as myocardin related transcription factor B. The record is from RefSeq and is a predicted model, not a curated record. The transcript is spliced from 16 exons. Bases 199 to 3339 code for a protein of 1046 amino acids. Lineage: Eukaryota; Metazoa; Chordata; Lepidosauria; Squamata; Phrynosomatidae. Gene Ontology annotation, biological process: smooth muscle cell differentiation.